AUGCCCUUUACCUACAAGGCUAACAGAAGACGGGCUCUUAACCUGGGACCUGAUACCAUAUCCGAUGUCAGCUUCACAACGGGGGGAUCUCCUCGCAAACGGCUCAACGUCAGCGAGAGAAAGCAUCGUCAAAGGCUCAUUGAAGCCCGUUACAAGGCUCACAUACUAGAAGCGGCCAAGACAAAAGCCAAGACCAAGAAAUUGUUGGCUCAGAGAAACGUUUUCGUUGGAAAUUUUGUCCCGGGCACUACGGAAGGGGAUCUCUGGCAGUUGUUCAAUCCCUGCGGAACUAUUAAAUACCUAAGCAUUGUGUGCAUCGGAGGCCUUCUCAUGCCUAAGUUUAGGGUCCACCCCGAGUACUACGAGGGUUACCGCGUCGAACAAUACGCGGAGAUUCGCUUUACUAAAGCAUGUUACGCAGACAGAGCAGUAGGAUUGAACGGGUUGUCGUGGCAUGGGCGGACGCUUGCGCGCUGUAGAUCUCUCGACGACCCAUGGAUGUACCUGAUCUCCGGCGCAAGAUCCAGGGACCUACAGCAGCAUCCGUUAGACGAGACUGUACUGGGCGGAACAAUCGCCUUACAUCCCAUAGGACAGCGCCUUUCUCAUCAUUCCGUCGCUACCAGGCCUUUGGGACCUCAGCCCACAGAGAUUAUUGAAGACAACAGUGAUGGAAAUAACGUUUCGUACCACCGGAAGCACGGUUAUAGUGCAGGCAGGCUCGAGCCCGACAGUGUGCAAACGGAUGACCGCGUUCUUCGGGUCUUUGGCAUUCCUUUGCCAAAGAAAAUGCUUGAACUUGUAAAGGGUUUCCCUUGGUAA
Molecule: messenger RNA, 822 nt
Organism: Coniophora puteana RWD-64-598 SS2
Lineage: Eukaryota; Fungi; Basidiomycota; Agaricomycetes; Boletales; Coniophoraceae
Exons: 5
Coding region: 1-822 (273 amino acids)
Molecular function (GO): RNA binding
Source: RefSeq, a predicted model, not a curated record